AUGAAAUUCAGUUUGUCGUCAAAUGUAAAACUCUGUGAAGCUUAUGAAGCUUAUUUUAAUCUUCCCAUUCGAAGUCAAGAUAAAAUAUGGGCACCUAAAUUCUCAUGUAGUUACUGCAAAAACACAUUAGAAGCUUGGUAUCGAGGAGAAAAAAAAAGUAUGAAGUUUGCAGUACCAAGAAUAUGGAGGGAGCCCACUAAUCACAUCAGUGAUUGCUACUUUUGUCUUGUCAAUCCACGUAAGCGUCGGGCUGGCAAAAAUGCCAAAAAGAUUCAGUACCCAGAAUUGCCAUCAACAACCGCUCCGGUACCCCACAGUGAACAUUUUCCUGUGCCUUCUCGUUCCAAUUUGAAGGAAGAGCUCCCGCUAUCACAAGAUUGUAGUAGUAGCGAAGGCAGCGAAUUCUUAAUCAAAUCAGUAUCAAACGAAAUCCUGCAUCUCAAAAAAAGAAGUGCCAAAGUACAAUGUAAAACAGAUGCCCAACCGCACAUGAUUUCAAUCGCAAACUUCACCCACACAUCAAAUCACACAAUCCAAUACAACACACACACAUACAAAAAUGCGACACACACACGCGAAUCGGAUAACUUGUUCGAGAGAUAUGAGAACAGCACCUACAAUGGUUCUAUCAGCAAUACCACAUUUGACGGCAAUUUUACUGAAUACGCUGAAAUACCGUAUUAUAUAAAGGCCACCUCUAUGACUUUCUGUAUAGUUAUAAUGUGUUUGGGUGUGAUAGGUAAUGUUAUGGUGCCGAUAGUAAUACUGAAGACGAAAGAUAUGAGGAAUUCUACGAACAUUUUCUUGGUGAAUUUAAGUAUAGCUGAUCUAAUGGUGUUAUUGGUUUGUACGCCAACCGUGCUUGUGGAGGUCAACUCGAAACCGGAGACUUGGGUGCUUGGAAAGGAAUUGUAUGCAGGCGUCAUAAAGAUGUUGAAGUUGUGGCUCGGGCUCGCGCUAACGGCUGACUCAUCGGCUUUAUUCAGGGAUCGUAAUAGUUUUGGGAUGAAUCUAAAAAGACCAUCGGAGCUCUACAAACACCUAAGAGUUUCCAAGAGACAUAUCCUGGGAAAAUCCCAUGAUGACGUCGUUACAUCACUCCCAAAAGACAAUGAUGCCCCAGAGCUAGAGUCACGACUUCAAUUCCAUAAACAAUUUAUGAUCGGAGCGCAAAAUAACAGAGUAGGGUUAGGAUCAAGUAGGAAAGUCCAAGAUACGGAUAUAUUGAAGUCUUUUAUUCGGCAAGACGAGAACGAUAAAUACAAGAUCCAUGCAAUGAGUUUAGAAAUGCAGAACGAGUGGUUAGACAUAGGAGAUUUUUGCAUUCCACUAGCACUAAAAUGGCGCACCCUAAUUCAUGACUGGUCGCCAGCCUUGCUAAAAUUUUAUCUCAAUGCGUUCCAGAUGACUCUCCCAGAUCAGAGUAAUUUAGUAAGAUGGGGUAAAGGUACCGAAAAAACUUGCUAUAUCUGCGGAAAGGCAGUUGGAACUGCCAAGCAUUUGCUGGUGGGAUGUAGGGUUCUCCUGGACAGCGGUCAAUACUCGCGUCGUCACGAUAGGGUUUUAGAGAUCAUACGUUUUGUGAGAGAGGGCACCAGGGCUAUAAAAUCAAACGUCAAGCCUUACUCUAUCCUUAAAGCGGCUUCGGAUUGGACUAUCAUGAUGGAUACGUAUGAGAAACAAUACAAAAUCCCCGAGGAUAUUUGUGCGUCGGCCUCCAGACCAGACAUAUUUCUAUAUUCGCGUAUUUUAAAGCGCGUUGUGAUGAUAGAGCUUACGGUGCCUUGGGAAACCAACAUCCCCAAAGACCAUGCCAUCAAGGUCAAUAAGUAUUACGAGCUCACUAACGAACUAACUCGAAAUAGGUUCGUCGUUGAUUUGUACGCGGUAGAGGUGGGAGCGAGAGGUAUAACAGCUAAAUCUCUCUAUAACCUACUAAAAGACUUGGGCCUGUCCAGAACUAACAUUAAUUCAUUCUUAGAACGUACGUCGAAGGCAGCCCUAGUAGGUUCUUUUCAAAUUUGGUUAGGUAGGGAGAGGAACUUGGACAGUGGAGGUCUGGCCGUACCAUUCGUGGAGCUCACAGUUGCCCACGCUUCAGUGCUCACGAUUCUAGCCAUCAGCUUCGAGAGAUACUACGCUAUCUGUGAACCUCUGCGAGCGGGCUACGUGUGCACAAAAACUAGGGCUACCCUCAUAUGCGCAUUAGCCUGGUUCUUUGCUGCUUUAUUUACUAGUCCGAUCCUGGCGAUAGCGGAGAUUCAAACGGUGACGAGACAAGAUGGCACUUUCCAGCAAUGUCUGACCCAAGCCGUCACUUUCUGGCAGAUCACGUUCUUCAUGACAGUCAUCAUCUUAUUAUAUCUCCUACCUUUAUUUAUUCUUGUAGUUCUAUACACUGUGAUCGCUAAAAACUUAAUAACAGCUGCAUCUAAAGUUGUGUUAAAUAAAACUGUAGAUCCGUACAAUGUGAGAGCUAGAAAACAAGUCAUUCUGAUGCUUGGUACUGUAGUUCUAUGCUUCUUUCUAUGUCUCAUGCCUUAUAGAGUACUCGCUCUCUGGAUUAUUAUAACUCCGUCUGAACUAUCAGACAAUGUUAGUCCAGAGAAAUGGACACAGAAUAGACGAGUCCAGAGAACUGUUACAAAUGGAUCUACAACAAGCAGUAGUCUUACAAGGACUACGAAUAGCUUGAAGAAAUUAUUUACACAUAGAAGUAGCUUAGACAAAAGUGAGGUAGAAUCAAAUAGUAGAGUAACCAAAGACGAAGAUUCAAACAAAUCCAAUGGAUUCUUCGAAAAGAUGUUGACAAGCAAAAGAUUUAUAAGACAACAAUCGGCUCCGGUGUGCUCGAAUCCGAAAACUAAAGUAAUAAAUAGAAUGAGGAGUGAAGGGAGUAUGCUUGAAAUAUCAGAUGCUUUGGGAAUCAAUAAAAACAAUGGAAGUGGGAGCGAUACUACGAAAUUUAUUAGACAUUCCACUAUAAGUAAAGAUAGAUCAGAUAUUGAAUUAGAGUCUAAUCGGAACCACGGAUCGCUUAGGCGAAGUGUUUUAAUAAAUAGCGCAAAAGCAAAAAGCUUGGAUGACCCGAAUAAGAACCCCAUCCUGGGAGUAGCUACAUUCACCCACGAAAGAUACCACGAUGGCACCGAGGUCCCCGUCUGCCUAACACAGGCUGACACAUUCUGGUCAGCACUAUUCUUCAUCCUCAUCAUCGCUAUCUUCUUCAUCAUCCCUCUAGGAGUACUUCUAGUUCUGUACAGCAUCAUCGCCAAGAACCUCAUGGAAAAUCCCAUCAUCAUAUCCCAACAGGGCAAAAACGCUAACAACGCUGGCAAUGUGUUAAGAUAUCGGAAACAGAACACAUCUGACUCAUUCUGGCGGAGAUAUAGCAACAGGGCGUCGUCUCAAAAACAUUUUAUCAAUAGAGAUAGUAAAAAACUAAACGAAGUCAAAGAGAUAUUUGAUACAAAAGUUCAACAAGUCAAAGUCGGUGAGAUUAUUAACGUUGAGAAUACAAGGCGUAAUAGUAUGAAAAUUAUAGCAGCUAUGAACGAAUUAAACGAUAAUUUGGGUGAAAUUAUCAAAGCAGAUAGCUUGAAGAGUGACAAAGACGAAAGCCCGAAUACAGUGAAUGUUGAUGUUCACAACGAGAAUGAACUCGCUGUAGAGAAAAAUAAACAGUUACAGAUUUUAAAUCUAGAUUUUAAGACUAAUAAUAUACAAUCAGUGACGUUAGACGUCAAUGAAAAGUGUGAUAGGAACAGGUUCGUGUGUGUCCCGGCUCAGGAGAGCAGAAAUAUAUUUGUAUACGACUUUAAAAACAACGAGAGUUUCGUUUAA
Danaus chrysippus (African queen) is the source of this 3843-nucleotide messenger RNA. Lineage: Eukaryota; Metazoa; Arthropoda; Insecta; Lepidoptera; Nymphalidae. The record is from the annotation of a GenBank genome assembly.